AUGGACGAAAGAAGGGCUGGAACAAGGGUUUUCAAAAAGACAAGCCCAAAUGGCAAGAUUACAACUUAUUUGGGCAAAAGGGAUUUCAUCGAUCAUGGGAAUUUUGUUGAUUUGAUAGAUGGUAUGGUUUUAAUCGAUGAAAAUUAUAUCAAAGAAAAUAGGAAGAUUACUGCCUACCUUCUGGCAGCAUUUCGUUAUGGUCGCGAAGAUUUGGAUGUGUUAGGUUUAACAUUCAGAAAGGAUUUGAUUUCACAAACUUUUCAGGUAUAUCCAGUGGACAUCUUACAUCUUCGACCACUUACACGACUGCAAGAGAGGUUGAAGAAGAAGUUAGGGACUAAUGCAUAUCCAUUUUGGUUUCAGAUUCCGACGCAUUCAGCAUCAAGUGUUACUUUGCAGCCUGCUCAGGGUGAUACAGGGAAGCCAUGCGGAGUUGAUUUCGAGCUGAAAACAACUGUAGAAUCUCUUGAGGGUAGCAGUAUCGAUAAGCCAAAGAAGCAUAAUAGUGUGCGUCUAGCUAUACGAAAAUUAACUUAUGCACCGUACGAGAAUCGUCCCCAGCCAACUAUCGAAGUUACCAAAGAGUUCAUGAUGAGCUCAGGCUCAUUGCAUUUGGAAGCAUCACUGGAUAAAGAGAUGUAUUACCACGGUGAGUCAAUAGCAGUAAAUGUUCACAUCCAGAACAACAGUAAUAAAACGGUGAAAAAAAUUAAAGCCUGCAUCGCUCAGAUUGCCGAUAUUUGUCUUUUUACUACUGCAUCAUAUACAUGUGAAGUUGCGAAGGUUGAAUCAACUGAGGGCUUUCCUGUAGGACCAGGGGCAACAUUAUCCAAAGUUUAUAGUCUAUGUCCAUUACUUUCGAACAACAAAGACAAGCGUGGUCUUGCCCUGGAUGGACAGUUAAAACAUGAAGAUACCAAUUUGGCUUCAUCGACAACUUUAUCAUCAGAGGCAACAAAAGAAAACCUUGGAAUUGUUGUACAGUAUAAAGUAAAAGUACGUUUAAAUAUUAGUGGUCCUCUUGGAGGUGAAUUAACUGCUGAAUUGCCAUUCACAUUAACACAUCCGAAACCUGUGGAGAGCAUUGAAGAACGACAUGAACAGCAAAGGACAAAAAGUUCGUUGAACAAUGAAGGACUUAAUGUGGAUCUUAUACAACUUGAUACCUUUGAUUUGCCAAGGGUCGAAGAUGAAGAUAUCAUUUUUGAAGAUUUCGCUCGAUUACGAGUCCAAGCAGCUAUUCAGAGUGACUAUCCUUUCGACUCAACGUAA
Brugia malayi is the source of this 1272-nucleotide messenger RNA. RefSeq lists its product as uncharacterized. Gene Ontology annotation, biological process: G protein-coupled receptor internalization; signal transduction. Bases 1 to 1272 code for a protein of 423 amino acids. Lineage: Eukaryota; Metazoa; Nematoda; Chromadorea; Rhabditida; Onchocercidae. The record is from RefSeq and is a predicted model, not a curated record. Gene Ontology annotation, molecular function: G protein-coupled receptor binding. Gene Ontology annotation, cellular component: cytoplasm. The transcript has 12 exons.